Molecule: messenger RNA, 976 nt
Organism: Tupaia belangeri chinensis (Chinese tree shrew)
Lineage: Eukaryota; Metazoa; Chordata; Mammalia; Scandentia; Tupaiidae
Exons: 3
Coding region: 1-942 (313 amino acids)
Molecular function (GO): RNA binding
Source: RefSeq, a predicted model, not a curated record
AUGGGUGAAGCAGAUCGCCCAGGAAAGCUCUUCAUUGGUGAGCUUAAUACAGAAACCAAUGAGAAAGCCCUUGAAGCUGUGUUUGGCAAAUUUGGACAGAUAGUGGAAGUACUCUUGAUGGAAGACCGUGAAACCAACAAAUUGAGAGGAUUUGCUUUUGUCCCUUUUGAAAGCCCAGCAGAUGCAAAGGCUGCAGCCAGAGCCAUGAAUGGAAAGUCUCUAGAUGGAAAAGCUAUUAAGUCCCUGUAUCACGUGAAAGAGAUGGUUAUGGAGGCCCACCUCGAAGGGAGCCCUUGCCCUCUCGUAGAGAUGUUUAUUUGUCCCCAAGAGAUGAUGGAUAUUCUACAAAAGACAACUAUUCAAGCAGAGGUUACCCAAGUCCUGGUGAUACAAGAGAUUAUGCACCACUACCAAGAGAUAAUACUUACCAUGAUUACGGUCAUUCCAGUUCACGUGAUGCCUAUCCAUCAAGAGGUUAUAGUGACAGAGAUGGUUAUGGUCAUGAUUGUGAUUAUUCAGAUCACCCAAGUGGAGGUUCCUACAAAGGUUCAUAUGAGAGUUAUGGUAACUCGCGUAGUGCUCCACCUACAUGAGGGCCCCCGCCAUAUUAUGGUGGAAGUGAUCACUAUGAUUACAACAGCUCACGUGACGGAUAUGGUGGAAGUCGAGGCAGUUACUCAAGCAGCGGAAGUGAACUCUACUCGAGUGGUCGUGAUCGGGCUGGCAGACGAGAAAGAAGGCUUCCCCCUUCUAUGGAAAGCGGGUGCCCUCCUCCACGUGAUUCCUACAGCAGUUCAAGCUGCGGAGCACCAAGAAGUGGUGGCCUUGGAGGAAGCCGAUCUGAUAGAGGGGGAGGCAGAAACAGAUACUAGAAGCAAACAAAACUUUGGACCAAAAUCCCUGUUCAAAGAAACAAACAAAAUGGAAACUAUUCUGUCAUAACUACUCAAGGACUACUAAAAGGAAAAUUGUCUAA